Molecule: messenger RNA, 1996 nt
Organism: Carassius gibelio (silver crucian carp)
Lineage: Eukaryota; Metazoa; Chordata; Actinopteri; Cypriniformes; Cyprinidae
Product: TGF-beta-activated kinase 1 and MAP3K7-binding protein 1-like
Exons: 11
Coding region: 105-1718 (537 amino acids)
Biological process (GO): protein dephosphorylation
Cellular component (GO): cytosol
Molecular function (GO): protein serine/threonine phosphatase activity
Source: RefSeq, a predicted model, not a curated record
UUGAAAUCCACCGCUAGUGGCCGCCACGCUUCACGCGCUCAGAGUCUCAGCCGUGCACGCGCACAGAUGUGCUGUUGACCUGACGCCGCUUACUUCCGGUCAAGAUGGCGGCGCAGCGCAGUAGUCUGAUGCAGAGCCAUCAGAGCUGGACAGACGAUCUUCCUCUGUGUCAGCUGUGCGGCGUCGGAUCGGCCCCAAACUGUGUGUACAGCCCCGAUGGACAGGGGACCCAGAGCCAUCCGAACGAAGACGGACACUUCUGCUUCAGCACUGAGAGCUGCUUCCUCUACGGCGUGUUUAACGGCUUCGACGGCAGCCGCGUGGCCAGUUUCGUGUCUCAGCGUCUGACGGCGGAGCUGUUGCUGGGUCAGCUGAGCACCGGUCACACGGACGCAGACGUGGCCAGAAUCCUCUCACAGGCUUUUGAUGUUGUAGAGAAGAGCUACUUCGAGACCAUUGAUGAUGCUCUUGCAGAGAAAGCAAACCUCCAAACACAGCUUCCUGAGGGUAUCUAUCCGUCAGCUCAGACUCAGAAGAUUGCGGAGCGUCUCAAGACUUUAGAGCAGGAGGUUUCAGGAGGAGCCACUGCUAUAGUCGCUCUGAUACUCAAUGAUAAACUCUACAUCGCUAAUGUUGGAACCAACCGGGCUCUUCUCUGUAAGACCACCACUGACGGUCAGAACCAGGUGAUCCAGAUCGGACGAGCACACACACCCGACAACGAGGACGAGCUGUCCAGACUCGCCCAGCUGGGUCUGGAUCCAGUGCGCUUGAGGCAGACUGGACUGAUCUCAGGUCAGAGCAGCACUCGACGGAUCGGAGACUAUAAAGUCAAAUUCAACUACACAGACAUCGACGUACUCAGUGCUGCGAAGCAAAAGCCAAUCAUCUCGGAGCCUGAGAUCCACGGCGGCCAAUCACUGGAGGGCGUGAUGGGCUUCCUGUUGCUGAUGUCAGAGGGGCUGAUAAAAGCCCUGGAGUCGGCCCACGGACCGGAGCAGGUCAACCAGGAGAUAGUUGCCAUGGUAGCGGCGGAGCUGGCGCAGCAGAGCAGUCUGGAGGCGGCUGCGCAGUCGGUGGUGGAGCGCGUCAAGCGUCUGCAUCAUGAUGUUUACGUGAGCGGCAGACAGAGAGCAUCACACUGCAGCAGACAUGAAGACAUGACUCUUCUGAUCAGAGUCAUUAACUACACCCUCGCAGACGGCUCGCUCACACCCACACAAGGAGGACGGAUCUACCCGGUGUCUGUGCCGUACUCCAACCAUCAGAGCACCAGUAAGACCAGUGUGAUGCUGUCUCUGGUGAUGCCUGCGCAGGGGACGCUGACCAACGGCUCCAGCACUGCGUCCACGCUGGAGGGAGACACGCCGACCGCCGGUCCACUGACAGCCCUGAUUCCCCUGACCAUAGACACCUCACAGCCCAUCAGUGAGAGUCCUGGCCCCGCCCCUCCCUCUGACCCCGCCCCUCUGUGUGUCUGUGCUCCUCCCCUCAGUCAGAGUCCCACAGCGACGCUGCAGUCCAGCACCACACACACGCAGAGCUCCAGCUCCAGCUCUGGAGACGGCAGCUUGUUCCGGCAGAGAGGCAGUCAGGCGGCGCAGCCGGACGAGACGGGACCUGUGCCUCCAUACGUCGACUUCACACAGUUCUACCGGCUCUGGGGCUCCGACCACAGCGAGGGCCAGGGUCUGUCUGGAGAUCUGGGGCCGCAGUGAGGAUCGGGUGAAACACAACUUUAUUCCAUCUGUGAGCCGUUUGGCUUGUAAUCAUGGAGAGAGGAGCUCCACUGACUGUAUCGAAGGGAAACUCGUCAUGUUUAUAAGACUUCACACUCACGUUUCUUUCUUCCUGCUUCUGUGGAGUUUGACUUCUCUGUAAGACCAAAGUGAGGCCGAGCCUCUUUUAUACAUCUGUCUGUCUGUCUGUCUGUGUUUUCUGUGUCCUUUGAGUUUAUAGUGUCUUCCUUUAAUAAACAGCUCUCGUUUCAGCUUCA